Molecule: messenger RNA, 1709 nt
Organism: Gamsiella multidivaricata
Lineage: Eukaryota; Fungi; Mortierellomycota; Mortierellomycetes; Mortierellales; Mortierellaceae
Product: P-loop containing nucleoside triphosphate hydrolase protein
Exons: 5
Coding region: 54-1346 (430 amino acids)
Biological process (GO): endosomal transport; endocytosis
Cellular component (GO): plasma membrane; intracellular membrane-bounded organelle; cytoplasm
Molecular function (GO): GTP binding
Source: RefSeq, a predicted model, not a curated record
CGCCCUCAUUCCAAUUCUACAUCUCAUUCAGCACCUACACCACAGCAUCACCAAUGGAUCCCAGCGACACCAAGGCCACCUCAAUCUCCUCGGACUUUGAGGUCGCCUCGCUCAAGAACCCCGACUAUGUGAGGAAGUUUGACCGGGUUAUUGACGACCUCCAGGAUGUGUACUCUCAUAAAAUCCGUCCGCUCGAGAAGGCCUACAACUAUGAGCACUUCUCGUCCUCGGCACCCCUGGGUAACGACGACAUUGCUGCCAAGCCCAUGGUCCUCCUGAUCGGACAGUACAGCACGGGUAAAACGACGUUUAUCAACUCGCUCCUGAAGAAGUCGUAUCCCAGCUCACACAUCGGAGUCGAGCCAACGACGGACCGAUUUGUGGCGGUCAUGGACAACCCGACGGAGAGAGUUAUCCCAGGAAACGCAGCGGCAGUUAGUUCAGCCUUGCCCUUCAAGGGUCUCGACAAGUUUGGACAGGCAUUCCUGUCCCGCUUCCAGGUCUCGCAGACGCCGUCCCCAGUCCUGCAGAACUUUACUAUUGUCGACACCCCGGGUAUUCUUUCCGGAGACAAGCAGCGCGACCGUGGAUACGACUACACAUCUGUAAUCGAAUGGUUUGCAGAACGCGCGGACCUUGUCCUCUUGCUCUUUGACUCACACAAAUUGGAUAUCUCGAACGAGCUCAAGGCUGCGAUCCAUGCACUCAAGGGACAUGAGGAGAAGGUCCGGGUGGUCCUUAAUAAGUCCGACAUGGUUAACCAGCAGCAGUUGAUGAGGGUGUAUGGCGCAUUGAUGUGGUCACUCGGCAAGGUCGUCCACUCACCCGAGGUGAUGCGCGUGUACCUUGUCUCGAUCUGGCUGGAGAAGCCCGCGAAUGCCUUUGACGACUGCCGAGCACUGCUUGACUCUGAAAAGAACGAUCUGCUGCAGGAUCUACAGCAGCUGCCCAUCAACGCCGCCAUCCGCAAAGUGAACGAGAUCGUGAAGCGAGCCCGUCUUGCUCGAGUGCACGCAUUGAUUGUGGCCCACUUGCGUGAGCAGAUGCCAUCGUUCUAUGGCAAGGCUGCGGCAUUGAAACAACUUUCCGAGAACCUGCCACAGGAGUUUAAGAUCGUGUCCAAAAAGUACCGUCUCCCCAUGGGCGACUUUCCGGAUAUUGAAAAGUUCAGGGAGGGGCUUAUUGGCAUGAAGUUCGAACAGUUUGGCGCCCUGAAUGAGAAGCUGCUCCUGGCUUCUGAUGAGGUAAAAGAUGCUUCUUCCAGAGCUGUUGCAGCGUCUGCCACAUCAUUCUUCGUUUACAGGAACAACGGCAAAGCCGCAGAUGGAUUCAGAGGACGAGGAUGAUUCGGAAGGGCGUCCUCUCAAGCGGGGCCUGUCACGGUUGGGCACACGGUCGAGAUAUGCACCCGUGAAACCGGAGCGGGAUGUUUCUGCGAUCGUGUACAACAUUGUGCUUUUCACACUUGCGCUGUUCUUUGCGACGGUUGUCGGCGGUGCGAUUUCGAUGAAGAUGGGCUGGGUCGAUGGCAUGGGUCCAUUGAUCGAGCUCUUGCGGCCUUGAUCCCCCAUUGCACAUAGAAGAUGGAUUGUGAUAUUAUAUACAAAAUAUAAUUAUUCUUUUACUAAUGCAUCUGUGGAUUGAUAUAUGAAGGAGAGAAAGAAUGGGGAGAGGUUAGAUAAGAGAACAAUAUGUGUCUUUGAUUGCUG